Prunus armeniaca (apricot) is the source of this 423-nucleotide messenger RNA. Lineage: Eukaryota; Viridiplantae; Streptophyta; Magnoliopsida; Rosales; Rosaceae. The record is from the annotation of a GenBank genome assembly.
AUGUUGGUCCCCAACGAACAGGUUGUGGAGAGUAUACCUCUGAAUUGCAUAGUUAAGCCUCUUGAAGAACCAGAGAACAUGACCAAUAUUAUUCUUCAAGCUCUGGAAAUAACUGGACAGAGAGGCGUCAUCAACCGAGGCUGGGGUGGCCUUGCCUUCAUAUAUUUCUCUUCUCAGUGGCAAAACCAAGUGCAUCGUGGGGUUGCUGGGACAACAGCUGCUGGUCUGAAAGCUGCGUGUCCAACCACAAUUGUACCAUUCUUUGGGGACCAGCCAUUUUGGGGGCAGAGGGUGCAUGCCAUAGGAGUAGGUCCUGCACCCAUUCCAGCUUAUACACCUCAAGAGCAUAAUCAUAUGCUGUUCAGAUACCCAUCUUCUUCAACACUCUGCAGAGUAAGAUUAACACAAUCACAUGAUGCCUAA